This is a messenger RNA of Didymodactylos carnosus, 547 nucleotides long. The record is from the annotation of a GenBank genome assembly. NCBI's taxonomy places the organism in Eukaryota, Metazoa, Rotifera, Eurotatoria, Philodinida, Philodinidae.
CACACUCACUGUCUAAUGAUGAAUCAGAGGAUAUCGAUUUGUGAUUUCCGUUAUUGAAUAGAGGAGAUGUCACGCUACUAAGGACAAACAUCAAGUUCUGAUAUUUCACAAAUUUAGACAUGUGCUUGUUGCUCUUAAAAAACGGGCAAAAAUAUAGUUUAUUUUCAAAAUUCAAUAUGUUGACAGAAGGAAUACUGAUCCAAAAAUCUUACCCUGUUUAAUUCUUUCGAAAGAACAAAAAAGUAAAGAUAUUAUUUCUUAUUUAGCAUGUCAAUUUGGUUUAUUAUCAACUAGGUUCCCCAUUGAAAGUCUUGUUGGUCUAAGAACAGCCUGUCCUGAUGAUUUAAAAAAUUUAGAUGUGUUUGAACUUAAAGAUGAAAUUACUUUGAUAGAAGCAUCGAAAAUGUUUGUUCGUGGAGCCGUAAGUGGAGCAAUGUGUGAUUUUAAAACAAAAUGUGCGACAAAGCACUGUCCAUGUAAAAAAGCAGGAGUCGCAUGUUCAACAAAAUGUCAUUCAAAAAGAGGUGCACGUGAGAAUACAAAAUAA